GGCGCCAGAGGUCGCCUGUGCGCGCCCUAGACAAGCCCCGGGCACCAUGCCGCGGCGCCUGCAGCCCCGGAGCGCGGGCACAAAAGGCCCGCCCGGCACGACCGCGGCGGCUUCAGAGGCCGCCUCGCGCCCCCACCCCUCGGCCCCCGGGGACCCUCCGGCAUCCGCCAAGCCGCUGCUGCGCUGGGACGAGGUGCCCGACGACUUCGUGGAGUGCUUCAUCCUGUCGGGCUACCGGCGGCUGCCGUGCACGGCGCAGGAGUGCCUAGCCUCGGUGCUGAAGCCUACCAACGAGACGCUCAACUUCUGGACGCACUUCAUCCCGCUGCUGCUGUUCCUGAGCAAGUUCUGCCACCUGUUCUUCCUGAGCGGCCGCGACGUGCCCUUCCACCACCCAUGGCUGCUGCCGCUGUGGUGCUACGCGUCGGGGGUGCUGCUGACCUUCGCCAUGAGCUGCACGGCACACGUGUUCAGCUGCCUGUCGCUGCGCCUGCGCGCCGCCUUCUUCUACCUGGACUACGCGUCCAUCAGCUACUACGGCUUCGGCAGCACGGUGGCAUACUACUACUACUUGCUGCCGGGCCUGAGUUUGCUGGACGCCAGGGUGAUGACCCCGUACGUACAGCAGCGUCUGGGCUGGCACGUGGACUGCACCGGCCUCAUCGCCGCCUACCGCGCGCUCGUGCUGCCCGUGGCCUUCGUGCUGGCCGUGACCUGCACGGUGGCCUGCUGCAAGAGCCGCACUGACUGGUGCUCUUACCCGUUCGCGCUGCGCACCUUUGUCUUCAUCAUGCCCCUGAGCAUGGCCUGCCCCAUUAUGCUCGAGAGCUGGCUCUUCGACUUGCGCGGCGAGAACCCCACGCUCUUCCUGCAUUUCUACCGCCGCUACUUCUGGCUGGUGGUGGCGGCCUUCUUCAACGUGAGCAAGAUCCCCGAGCGCAUCCAGCCAGGCCUCUUCGACAUCAUCGGCCACAGCCACCAGCUCUUCCACAUCUUCACUUUCCUCAGCAUCUACGACCAGGUGUACUACGUAGAGGAGGGCCUGCGCCAGUUCCUCAAGGCGCCACCUGACGCGCCCACCUUCUUGGGCACCGUGGGCUACAUGCUGUUGUUGGUCGUCUGUCUGGGGCUGGUCAUCAAGAAGUUCCUCAGCAGCGCCGAAUUCUGCAGUAAAAAGUGAGCCUCCGCCUCCGAGGAGGCGGCCGGCUCAGCCUACCUGUUUGUUGGGAGUUUCUGUUGUUGCUGUUGUUGGUUUGUUUUCAAGUUUUGUUGUGUUUCCUUCUUUGCUCCAGGAGGGUGCUGCAAAACCACAGGGAAAAAUUAAAGGGGGUCUCACUGCUUUGGGCCCUUGGACGAGGGAGGUGGGUUAAUCAGGAGGGAGAGAGCAGCUGGUUCUUGCCCCUGAAAAAAAAUUCAGGUGGUGUCUGUGACAUCCAGGGAUUUUUCUAAGGCAGCGAAUAAAACCGCAAACAUUUAGAUUUUCCCGUCAUCUUCUCUGCCAGAGGUAAUAACAAGUAGCUCUUGUGAGGUCAGGCCUGCGGUAAAGAGGGUAAGUAGACAAAAUCCCUGGCUACUUCCAUUUCAGUCUGAGGAAUGCUUGGAUUUGUCAAAGAAUAGAGCUUUGUAGGACGCGAGCAUGAAGACACAAACCCAGGGCUUAACCUACUAGAAAAUGCAUGGAAUGUGAACACACGUUAAUUAUUUCAAAAUGUUUCUCAUACGUUAUUUAAAUAGUAAUAUAUACAACGAUUUUUCGAUAAUUUAUGAAAGCCUGUGAUCUGCACUGAAUUUUCUUUGUCAUGUAGUUUUGAGUUUUUGCAGCCCGUCUGCACUGCGUACUCUUGAACUGGACAUCAGGGCAAGCUGCUUGAGCGUUCUCACUUUUUUAAACAGUAUUUUUUGAAGGCCUGUGUGCGUCAUGAUAUAACUGUGAUUUCUCCUACCUUAGGAACUCUGGUUAAACUAUUGGGAAGGAGCUCGGUUUGUAUAGAUCCCAGUUUCUUGUUUACUUUCAUGUAUUCCACAAAUCCCAUCCUAUUUUUUUUGUUUUGUUUUUAAUCUUAAUUUUUCCUUCUCUACUAAUUUAAAUUGCCACUGGAAUAAAUGUGCCUUUUGAAGCAAUGCCCAA
Vicugna pacos (alpaca) is the source of this 2128-nucleotide messenger RNA. Lineage: Eukaryota; Metazoa; Chordata; Mammalia; Artiodactyla; Camelidae. The record is from RefSeq and is a predicted model, not a curated record.